This is a messenger RNA of Sclerotinia sclerotiorum 1980 UF-70, 159 nucleotides long. RefSeq lists its product with no specific name. The record is from RefSeq and is a predicted model, not a curated record. Lineage: Eukaryota; Fungi; Ascomycota; Leotiomycetes; Helotiales; Sclerotiniaceae. Bases 1 to 159 code for a protein of 52 amino acids. The transcript has a single exon.
AUGCCAAUUUCCAGAAAUCAAAGUGUCAAGACUUAUGCAUGCUUUGUGAUAUUGCUAGUUGAAUCAGGCACGGCAGCAUGGUGCAUAUGCUGUCAGCCCUCGGACAAAACUGUGGUUGCUUUGGUGGCACGCCAAGAUACACCCCUCUCCCACAUCUGA